This is a messenger RNA of Branchiostoma belcheri (Belcher's lancelet), 1069 nucleotides long. RefSeq names its product glutathione S-transferase-like. Gene Ontology annotation, molecular function: glutathione transferase activity. The record is from RefSeq and is a predicted model, not a curated record. The transcript is spliced from 5 exons. Gene Ontology annotation, biological process: glutathione metabolic process. NCBI's taxonomy places the organism in Eukaryota, Metazoa, Chordata, Leptocardii, Amphioxiformes, Branchiostomatidae. Bases 290 to 1009 code for a protein of 239 amino acids.
ACCUGCGGUGCUAUCGCUAGCCUGCUCUGUUUGGCAUACACUGCCAUAGCGACUUCCACACUACUUAAAGACUUGAGCAAACGCCCUCUUUCUCAUUCACACUCGGUGAGUCCAGCGCUCUGUGAAGCCGGUCGCGGUAUCACUGAACAUUACUUUUACUACAAGCCUGUUGCAGCGUUUUCGUACCUCGCCUUUUGGACAAGUUAGUUGGAUCUGUUGCCGGAAGGAUCUGAAGAAAGUCGUUGUUGUUGUUAUCAGAAGCUGUGCUAACUCGUGUAACGUGUAACUUAUGGGUUGUGGAGCAAGUUCUAACACCGCACAGUCGGCGCCUCCUGCAGCAGCGAAAGCACAGCACAGCAUGCCGCCCCCUAAGGUGAAACUUACCUACUUCGACUUCCGUGGACGGGCUGAGCCCAUCAGGCUUCUUCUGGAGGCGGGCGGAGUCAAGUACGAGUUCAACGGGAUCUCUCAGGACGAAUGGAAAAAUCUCAAACCAAUGGCCAUCACAGGAGGACUGCCUAUCCUGGAGAUUAACGACAAGCCGCUGGGAGAGAGUCUGGCUAUCGGCAGAUUCGUCGCAAGAAUGCACGAUAUGACAGGAGCAAAUAACUUCGACGCGGCGUGCUGUGACAUGAUCGUGGACACAGUGAACGAGAUCUUCUUCCAAAAGAUGGCACCUAUAAUGUUCAUGCCUGAAGAGGAAAGGCCGCCGGCCCUCAAGACACUUGUGGAAGAGUACAUGCCGGCAAAGUUCGCCAUCCUGCAGAAGUUUGCCGACAAGAACAACAACGGCUACUUUGUCGGAAACAAGAUCACGUGGGCAGAUAUCUACUUCUUCGCCAUCUUUGACCUGAUGAACGCCCACCUCCCGGCGGAGGCCUGUGAGAUGAUCAAGGGCAAGUUCGUCGAGCCCUGCCCGUCCUUCCAGAAGAUCCUCCACAACGUCAAGAACAACCCCGGCAUCGCCGCCUACCUGAAGAACAGAGAACCGCCGGUCACCGACGCGUAGUUGUGACCAUUAGAGUUCUCCUCCGUGCGAUCACAUUCGUUUUUUUUUUAAAUUCCAACA